AUGGCUUCACAGCAUACUGCCGAGGUUCCCAGUGGUUCUUGGGACAACCACAUCCACGUAUUCGAACCAUCCAAGCAUCCCUAUUCCCCAAACAGAUCCUACACACCAGGUGCUGCUCCAUUAGCAGACUAUCCCAGAAAUGCCACUGGCUGUAGCAACAUCGUGGUCGUCCAGGCCACCGUCCAAGGCACCGACCCGGCGCCCCUACUCGAUACGCUGAGCCUCAAGUCGGCACACGGAGAUGUCUUGCGCGGCUUUGCCGUACUUGACUUGGAGAAGGUGUCUGACGACGAGCUGGAUCGCUUGCAUGCUGCAGGUGUGCGCGGAGUCCGCAUGCACGAGGUGUACGAUAAUGCCGUGGCUGAGAGGAUCACAUACGCCGCCCAGGGUCUCAAUCGGCUGGGGUGGGUUAUUGACCUUUACAUGCAUCCGAAGGCUUGGGCCGCUCUUGCACCAACAAUAGAAGCAUUGCCACCGUCUAGCAAGGUCGUUGCAGAUCACUGGGCAGGUUUCCGCUCUGGAGGUGAGGAUAGCCCAGAGUUUCAGGUCUUCCUGGGCCUCUUGCGUCGGCAGCGAGUCUACGUCAAGCUGUCUGUAUUUGAGCGUCAAUAUCACGGCAACAGUAUGGGCAUCUCGUCUCUGGAUAAUAUGGCUAGGGCUAUAAUCGAGGCCGGGCCCAACCGGAUCCUGUUUGGUUCGGAUUGGCCCAACACUGCGCUGGCGUCGGAUCGUGAGGGCCGCACACGAGAGGAAAGGCUGACUAUCGUGGAGGAUUUUAGAAAGGUUCCUCAUGCGGAGCAUGUGGCGCGUUUACGUGAAUGGAUCCGGGAUGAAGUUGUUUGGAGAAGGUUCUGGAUUGAUAACCCAGCCGCGCUAUUCGAAUGA
This is a messenger RNA of Clonostachys rhizophaga, 885 nucleotides long. NCBI's taxonomy places the organism in Eukaryota, Fungi, Ascomycota, Sordariomycetes, Hypocreales, Bionectriaceae. The record is from the annotation of a GenBank genome assembly.